Molossus molossus (Pallas's mastiff bat) is the source of this 728-nucleotide messenger RNA. It is a transcript of the gene PLAAT2, whose product is annotated as phospholipase A and acyltransferase 2. The record is from RefSeq and is a predicted model, not a curated record. Gene Ontology annotation, molecular function: glycerophospholipid phospholipase A1 activity; A2-type glycerophospholipase activity. Gene Ontology annotation, cellular component: cytoplasm. Lineage: Eukaryota; Metazoa; Chordata; Mammalia; Chiroptera; Molossidae. Gene Ontology annotation, biological process: N-acylphosphatidylethanolamine metabolic process. Bases 110 to 610 code for a protein of 166 amino acids. The transcript is spliced from 4 exons.
AGAGGCAGCAACGCACGGAUACCGUCUUCACAGAGGAAAAUGAAACUCUUAAGAUUAUAGAAGGCUGGACACAGAGGCAGCAGCGCACGGGUACCGUCUUCACAGAAGGAUGGCUGGGGCACAGGCCAAACCACGUCCUGGAGACCUGAUUGAGAUUUUCCGCUUUGGCUACGAGCACUGGGCCAUCUGUGUGGGAGACGGCUACGUGGUCCACCUGGCUCCGCCGAGUGAAAUCGCGGGGGCUGGUGCGGCCAGCCUCAUGUCCGCCCUGACUGACAAGGCCAUAGUGAAGAGGGAGCUGCUGUCCGUGGUGGCCGGGAGAGACAAGUACCGUGUCAAUAACAAACAUGACAAGAAGUACUCGCCGCUGCCUCCCAGCAAAAUCGUCCAGCAGGCGGAGGAGCUGGUGGGGCAGGAGAUGCUCUACAAGCUGACCAGUGACAACUGUGAGCACUUUGUGAAUGAGCUGCGCUACGGAGUCUCCCGCAGUGACCAGGUCACCAGUGCCGUCACCGCCGUGGGCGUGUCAGCAGUCGUCCUAGCAGUGGGCCUGGGCAUCGCCGGCCUCAUCGGGUCCCUGCUGGACAGGGACAAGCGCGAGAAGCAAUAAGUUCUGAGAAAUCAUCCUAACGGUGACCAGUUAAUAUGGAGAAAACUUGCUUUGCCAGCAAGCGUGGGGUUUGCUUUAUGGCUUUUACUCUGUUUUAUAAUAAUUUGGGCUGAUUUUU